CAACCCUUAUUCUGCGACUAGCACAGACCUCUCCGGAGCUCGGCUCCUUGCUUUAUGUUUUGCGAUCGGCCUCGUCAUCCGUUGCCAUCCCAGGAUAACCAUCAUGGAGACAGAAAACUCGCAGCAUAAAAUAUCACACCUUCGGCAGCCGAGCGCCCGGAUUCCGCUCCCCUCAUCUGUUCCCUCCGGCCUGAAUGAGAUGUCUAAUUCCCAGAGCAACAUGCGAGCGCAACCCACAUCGGGGAUUCCCUCCACAAACAACCUGCUGAAGCGCAGCGUCCCAAACCCAGCCCUGCAGUCUGACGCGAAGCGGGUCGUCACGACGGAUAGGGGAGGAGACUUUGGCAGAUCUGCCGCCUCGUCCCAAUACGCCUCUCGGAACGUCAAAGGUGUUGCCCUGAAAGAUACGGCAAGAUUCAAUUACUCGACUGGUAGCGGUCUACCAGGAUCUCGACACACCUCGAGCAGCAGCCAGAGCUCCAUCGCGAGCAGCUACUCGAUGAGUGUUGGGCCUGGCACCCGUCCUUCUUCACGGUCGCGUAUAGCGCACGCCCGAACACAAUCGACUACGAGAAAUGGACGACCGGCUAGUUCUAUGGGCACUAUGGGCACACGCGAGGAGGCAUCGGGCAAAAAUGGAUUUGUAGUCUCGGAUAUCGACGAGAGACUCGGUCAGAUGAAUAGCCAAUUCCAGGAGAUGAGGGAAUUUAUAACGUCAACGGAGAAAAACAAUGCCAGCGUCAAGGACGAACUCGAAAUGGCAAAGAAGAGAGCGGCGGAUCUAGAAGACCAACAACGCGAGUUGCAAAAGGAGCGGGCGAAAAUCUUGGGCAAAUUAACCGACGCCGAGUGCCAGGUUCGUAGCCUCACUUUUGACUUACAGGAUCAGCAGAGACGCCAUGAAAGAUUCUGCCAAGACCUGGUGACCGAACAUGAGAGGAAAUUGAGAGGGAAGAUCGACGACUACGAACGCGAGAUGGACAAAGUAACUAGGCUUCAGCAAGAGUUCGAAGAGAAGUGCGGCGUCGAGGCCGAAGCGAGACUUGAAAAUUUGUCCAACGAGAACAAGGAACUCCGGAGCAGCCUGGAGAGACAGAAGCGAGACCACGAGCACGAGGUCCGUCUUCUCAACAGCGAUAUAGACCGGCAGACUGCACAAGUAAGGAUCGUCGAAGAGAAAUUAAGAAAGGCCGAGGAGGAUCAGCGGGCACUCGAGGUUCACAUCGAGGAGCAUCUCAAAACCAUCGAAAGACUUCGAAAGAGGGCCGAAGACGCGGAGGAGAGGCUCUCCAAAGACAAGGGGCACCUCGGCGGACAGAUUAGCCUCCUGAGUCAGAAGCUGGACUUCAGCUCCGAGCGCAUCCAGAGUCUAGAAGAGCAUAACAAGACCGUGGAGCUCGAGUGCGAGAAGCGGGUCAAGGAAGUCGAACUAGCCGCGCAGAAGGAAAUCACCGAGGCGACCGGCCAGCUGCGGGAGAGACUCAUCAAGGAAGAGGAGAGGCGACACAAGCUCUUCGAACAAGUGCAAGAGCUCAAGGGCAACAUCCGAGUCAUGUGCCGAAUCAAGCCGCCGGCCGACAGCGACCGCGACGCCCUCAUCCAGUUCAACCCGCGGGCCAGCGAGCUCGACGAGGAGAAGAUCGACGGCAUCACCAUCCCGACCGAGCGGGAGGACUUCCGAGAGCCCGGCAAGAUGAUCCCCGGCAAGCCGAAGGAGUUCAACUUCGAGCGCGUGUUCGACGAUCGCUGCACCAACAAGGACGUAUUCGACGAGAUUAGUCAACUCGUGCAGUCGGUCAUGGACGGCAAGAAGGUCUGCAUCUUCUGCUACGGCCAGACGGGCUCGGGCAAGACGUACACGAUGAGCCGGCGGGAGGGCGACGGCGACAACGGCAUCAUCCCGCGGACGCAGGCGAUGAUCUUCGGCGAGGUGGAGCGGCUCAAGGGGCUGGGGUGGGAGUACACGAUCGAGGGCGGCUACCUGGAGGUGUACCAGGACCGGCUGUACGACCUGCUGGCGUCGCGGAACUCGAAGCCGGAGGCGCUGACGGUGGAGGCGGUGGGGGAGGAGCUGAGCAUCCGGGGGCACUCGUUCACGCUGCUGCAGGAGGAGCGGGACCUGGAGGCGAUGAUCGGGGCGGCGGACGCGAACCGGCACGUGGCGGCGACGGCGAUGAACGACCGGUCGUCGCGGUCGCACUCGAUCCUGGUGCUGAAAGUGCGGGGGGUGCAGCGCGGGCCGGCCGGCGAGGCGCUCAAGACGCGCCGCGGCACGCUCAACCUCAUCGACCUCGCCGGCUCCGAGACGCCGGACCGCGCCCGCGGCGACCAGGUCUACCAGGAGGGCGUCCAGAUCAACAUGUCGCUGAGCUACCUGCGCACCGUCCUGUCGAGCCUCGGCCAGGGCCGCACCGAGGGCGUCGACUUCCGCUCCUACACCCUGACCCAGCUGCUGCGGCCGUCGCUCGGCAAGGGCUGCCGCACCCUCAUGUUCGUCAUGGUCAGCCCGCUGAAGGACAACGAGAGCGAGACGAUCCGCAGCUUGGAGUUUGCCCGAGACGCCCAGAAGGUCAAGAUGGGCGGCGGCAGCAACGGAGGCGCCGCGAAGUCCAAGAAAUGAGCCACGAAACUGCCUCCUCUAGGGAUGCCGGAAUGUUGAGCAAGGUGCUGUACCGACGGCGCUCUCGAUCAUCCCCUUGCGCGAGGUCGGCAUUUCAUUUACCGUUCCGUGGACAACGACGCUUAUGGGAGGCAUUAAAAGUAGCAGACGGAAGAUGAGGUUGAAGUAUGCUUAUAUAUUUUCAAGAUGCCGGGCGCAUACCGCCUGUUAUCAAAGUGAGGUUUCCGGAUAGACUUCCGUAUCGCCCACGUGUGGCGCGUCUCUGUUUCUCCCCCCCUC
Molecule: messenger RNA, 2899 nt
Organism: Durotheca rogersii
Lineage: Eukaryota; Fungi; Ascomycota; Sordariomycetes; Xylariales; Xylariaceae
Product: kinesin-domain-containing protein
Exons: 7
Coding region: 104-2620 (838 amino acids)
Biological process (GO): microtubule-based movement
Molecular function (GO): microtubule binding; microtubule motor activity; ATP binding
Source: RefSeq, a predicted model, not a curated record